AUGUUGCUGCUGGCGCUGGGAGUCCUCCUCCUGCUCUUCUGCAGUGUGGAUGUGUGGUACUUCCUACGCGGGGCCCAGGUUUUCUUCCAGGCAUGGUUCCAACCCCGAAUAUGGGACAUCCUAGCAGAGCAAAGUAUUGAUGGCAUGGUCCUUCCCCACGAUUUGGACUAUAUGGGCCACAUGAACAACUCCCGAUACCUAAGGGAGUGUGACUUUGCCCGCUUCCACCAUUACAUGCGAAAUGGACUGUUCAUGGCCUCACACAAACUGGGGGCCAAGAUGGUGGUAGGGGCCUCCACCAUUCGCUACCGACGCUCUUUGGCCUUCGGCGAGGCUUUUGAGAUUCGGACCAAAGUGGUGGGAUGGGACGAGAAGGCCUUUUACUUGGAACAGCGCUUUGUGUCCAAGAAAGAUGGUUUUGUCUCUGCAAUUAUGCUCUGCAGGCAGAAUGUCGUGCGCUGCAGCCCGGAGACGAUCAUUGAGUUUGUCUGCAAAAGGAAGAUUGAGUGCCCGGAGUUUCCCGAAGACCUCAAACACUGGAUCAGCUUCAUUUCAGCCAGCAGCCAGGCUCUGAGAGCAGAGAGCGGACUGGAAGAAAAGAACAAGUGAAGCCACACCAUGUACCAUGAGUGUAGUCCCACAUAUCAUUUGCAUUGC
Scomber japonicus (chub mackerel) is the source of this 657-nucleotide messenger RNA. Its product is annotated as protein THEM6. The coding region runs from base 1 to 609 and encodes 202 amino acids. The transcript has 2 exons. The record is from RefSeq and is a predicted model, not a curated record. Lineage: Eukaryota; Metazoa; Chordata; Actinopteri; Scombriformes; Scombridae.